Molecule: messenger RNA, 1412 nt
Organism: Erythranthe guttata (spotted monkey flower)
Lineage: Eukaryota; Viridiplantae; Streptophyta; Magnoliopsida; Lamiales; Phrymaceae
Source: RefSeq, a predicted model, not a curated record
AUGCCGAGGUAUCCAUGGUCGGAUGGUCCGGAGUACGUGACGCAGUGCCCGAUUAGGCCGGGUACAAAGUUUAGCCAAAGAAUAGUGCUUUCGGACGAGGAAGGUACUUUGUGGUGGCACGCUCACAGCGAGUGGUCGAGAGCUUCCGUUUAUGGAGCACUAAUUAUUUUACCCGAGAAGAGAAAUUCGUAUCCUUUCCCUAAGCCUCAUGCCGAAGUCCCCAUCCUACUAGGAGAGUGGUGGAAUAGUGAUGUGCAGGAGGUUAUGGAAGAAUUCCUUGCAAGUGGAGGGGAUCCGAAUGUUUCCAAUGCUUUCCUCAUAAACGGCCAGCCUGGCGAUCUAUACUCGUGUUCAAGACAAGUAAUCUUAUUUUGUUGUAAAUAUGAAGAUACAUUCAAGGUGACGGUGGAAUUCGGGAAAACCUACUUGCUCCGAAUGGUCAACGCGGUGAUGAACAACAUAAUGUUCUUCAAAAUCGCAAACCACAACGUCACAAUCGUCGGAUCGGACGGCGCAUACACAAAGCCAUUGAAGAGCGACUACAUAACAAUAUCCCCCGGACAAACAAUCGACUUCCUUCUAGAAGCAAACCAACCGCCAAGCCACUACUACAUGGCCUCUAGGGUUUACGCCAGCGCCGGAAACUUCCAGAACACAACGACAACCGCCAUCAUCGAAUACAAGGGCAACUACACACCACCAUCAUCACCAUUUCUCCCUACAUUUCCCGAUUUCAACGACACAAUCGCUUCCCACAACUUCACGAAUAAACUCAGAAGCUUAUCGAAUAAAAAAUACCCUAUCGAAGUACCCCUAAACAUAACAAAUACCUUAUUCUUCACCCUUUCGAUUAAUCUACGCCCGUGUGGUAAUAACUCCUGCGGCGGGCCGUUUCAGGAGAGACUAUUAGCAAGUGUGAACAACUUAACAAUGCAGCUACCGAAAACGGACAUUCUUCAAGCUUAUUACAAGGGAAUUAGUGGGAUUUACGAGACCAAUUUCCCUAUUAAUCCACCUUUGAGCUUUAACUAUACUCAAAAUUUCGUACCCCGAGAGCUUUGGAGACCCGAAAAUGGAACCGACGCGAUAGUUCUCGAGUACAAUUCGACGGUCGAACUCGUCUUUCAAGGGACGAACACCGUGUCGGGUAUCGAUCAUCCCAUGCACAUACACGGAUACAGUUUUUACGUAGUGGGGUCCGGGUUUGGGAACUUCGACAAAAAUGAGGAUCCGAAGAGGUAUAAUCUUGUGGACCCUCCUCUAAUGGAGACGAUCGCGGUGCCGAGAAGUGGAUGGACUGCGAUAAGAUUCCGAGCUAACAAUCCAGGUUUUGUGCAUUGCAAAUUAAAUUAAAUUAAAUUAAAUUAUUACCCGUGAGAAAAUUAAGUACUAAUUAAAUUAAAUAUUUUGUG